UUUGCAAGACGGCAGCCCAUGUCCCAGGUGCCGACCCUUGCCUCUCCUUUGAUCCCAAAGCCUUUCUUUUGAUCUGACCCAAAGCCCCCUUGAUCCCCGUUUGCGUGCCCCACUUGCCACCUGGUUUUCUGCAAAGGCUCCUCCUCCUCCUCCUCCUCCAGGCCCAGAACCUGCCUAUAAAUGCAGCGCAAGGCAAAUAGUAACCAGAACACCUACAGCCGCAUCCCUGAGAGACACAGACAGAUCUGCAGACCCAGGAUGUCUCCAACCGCCUUCUUCUUCUUCAGCCUCGGCCUCGUGGGCUGCCUGCUCAGCGGAGGCGCCCAAGCGGACGACUGUCCCAAGAACUGGCUCUCCUACGGCAGCCACUGCUACGGCUACUUCCCCCAGGAGCUGAGCUGGCCCAGGGCCCAGGCGCAGUGCCAGCGCAGCGGGGGACACCUGGCCUCCAUCCUGGACGAGGACGAGCACGAGGCCGUGGCCACGUACCUGCGGCAGGCCCAGCGGUGGGACGACGAGGACGUCUGGAUCGGGCUCUCCAUCCCCAGCAGGAGCCGGGCCUGGACCUGGGCGGACGGGAGCCAGCUGGACUACACGGCUUGGGAGAAGAACAAGAGCUACUUCGCCCUGAGAGGGGAGCACUGCGCACUCCUCGAGGAGUCCUCCGGGUUCCUGCUGUGGGACAAUGAGUCGUGCUCUGACCGCAACCCCUUCCUCUGCAAAGUCUAGGGCCGUUCCCACAAAGGUCGUGUCCUGGUGACCUGACAUGACCCCUAACCUCUUGCAUGCCCCCCCCCCCCUUCAUUAAACACAUUAUCCUCCCUUUCCACACCUGUCCCGGUCUUGUGGGAUCCAAAAUAAAGUUGCUUCUGAACACAU
Messenger RNA from Anolis carolinensis (green anole), 879 nucleotides. Its product is annotated as struthiocalcin-1. The transcript is spliced from 6 exons. NCBI's taxonomy places the organism in Eukaryota, Metazoa, Chordata, Lepidosauria, Squamata, Anolidae. The coding region runs from base 181 to 729 and encodes 182 amino acids. Gene Ontology annotation, molecular function: signaling receptor activity. The record is from RefSeq and is a predicted model, not a curated record.